UGUUUUGCGCGUAUUACCAACGGACCUUUUCUGUCAAGGAGGGGGACGUUUCAUAUCGUCUUAGUAAUGGCGGACACAUGUGGCCAAGUCCUCCUUGGGUCUGGAUUAACAGUCCUUUCCCACCCUCUUAUGUACAUCAAGGUUUUAGUUCAGGUUGGACAUGAACCUCUUUCUCCUACUCUAGGAAGAAAUAUGUUUGGUCGACAGGUGUACCAGCUUCCAGGGCUUUUUGCAUACGCCAAACACAUCAUCAAGAUCGAUGGGAAAUCAGGCCUGUUUAAGGGUCUCACCCCAAGGCUUUGUGCUGGGACCAUUGGCACCAUUGUUCACAGUAGAGUCUUGCAGAAAUGCCAGGAUGAAAAAAUUGAGAUGGUGGCAAGCAGUCAGAAAGCAGAGGAUGGUUCUCUGCAACAUGUAGUAAAUGAGACCACUAAAGAGAUGAUUGCACGCUCAUGUGCUACAAUUAUCACACACCCUUUUCAUGUAAUCACACUCAGAUGCAUGGUCCAGUUUAUUGGUAGAGAAGCCAAAUACAGUGGUGUCUUUGACUCUAUAGUUACCAUCUACAGAGAAGAGGGAAUCCUGGGGUUUUUUGCUGGUCUCAUUCCUCGUCUACUGGGUGAUGUUCUUUCCCUGUGGAUCUGCAACAUGCUUGCUCACUUCAUAAACACAUAUGCUAUAGACGACUCGACGAGUCAUACAGGAGAGAUCAAAAACUGCUCUCAAGCUGUGACUGGGUUUUUUGCAAGUAUGCUGACGUAUCCAUUUGUACUGGUGUCCAACCUGAUGGCAGUAAAUAACUGUGGGCUGGCUGGAGGUCUGCCACCUUAUGCUGCCGUUUAUCCCAACUGGCUCCACUGCUGGAGUCACUUGAGCCGAGAGGGCAAUAUGAGCAGAGGCAACAGUCUGUUCUUCAGAAAGUUGCCUGCAGGGAAGACGUAUGCCGUUGAGCAGAAGAGAUUUUUUUGAAUGGGAAGCUAUCAGCAUAGACUAAAAUUAUAAUAAUAUAACUGAGCUGGCCCACAAAGUUGGACUCCUAAUUCUUCGUAUGCACUUAUUUAAGAUGACAAUUUUUUUUGAUAAUCAGUCCGCAUCAGCCUCCAGGAUUAUUUUAUCAGUACAUUGUUUUCACUGUGGUAUGAUUUGAUUUGAAAUCAUGAAACGUAAAGAGCUUUAUUUUAAUACCCAGGGAUUUGUAUACAUAAACAAGUUAAACAAACUGCAGUAUAAUUUCAGUGGAGCACUCGAGGGCGCUCCAGACCAUCUGUGCCUGAGUCCAGUACAGGCCCCUUACAUCACGUUUUUGUGCUUGACCAUAAUGCUUGUCUGUAAAACAGUAAUAAUACACCUGCUGUUGUCUCUACUGGUUCAUGCACUGACUGACUGAGAAACAUGAAUUUCUCUUCCCUGUUAAUAGUAGACUGUAUUGUGUGUGUGUGUUCAUGUGAGAGGAAGGUUAUGCAUCACCUUGUACCACUGCAUUGUCUGUCUAUCUGAUGUCUAGCAGAUGCGUCUUGCAUAAAUUUAAGCUUUACCUGUGCCCUGGUGAUUUUGACAUGUAAGAGCCUCUGUGGAUUCAUAUCAGUGAGGGAGUUAGAAUAGUGUGUGUUGUGGAGGGCAUUUCCAGCCGCAUCUCCACCAGAGCUCUGGUCCAAUCAUAAUCAGUUGAGAUUUUUAUUUCUAAUGAUGUUCUAAUUGAUCCAAAUAAAUGUGAGAAUGCUU
This is a messenger RNA of Cyprinus carpio (common carp), 1722 nucleotides long. It is a transcript of the gene mtch2, whose product is annotated as mitochondrial carrier homolog 2. The record is from RefSeq and is a predicted model, not a curated record. Gene Ontology annotation, biological process: positive regulation of apoptotic process. NCBI's taxonomy places the organism in Eukaryota, Metazoa, Chordata, Actinopteri, Cypriniformes, Cyprinidae. Gene Ontology annotation, cellular component: membrane; mitochondrion.